AUGUCACUCUCGUCCUCCUCCUGCCUAAGGCGAUAUCAACAUCAGUCUGGCUCUCCGCUGGAGUUCAAGACAAUACUCGCCCUGAAAGCCCGAAUCCCUCGGGAGCAGGCCUCCCCUGAGACACGCAAUGCAACCUCUACAGAUGCCCAGGUCGCAUCUCAGACACAUACGCCAGCCUACUGCCAACCUGUCCAUUACUGCCUGAUGGCUUCCCUUCUGACCAUGUUCUAUCUGGUCUACCUGCUUGAAUGUUGGAACUGCCAGAGUCGUCAGUCACUCACCUCCGCCAUGAACCUUGACGAUGUGGCUGCGAGGAUUCGCACAGCUGUGAGCGAUGAGCCGAGGCUCUGGUGGAUUGCCUUCUCCUACCACUUUGUUCGUCGGGUGUUUCGUGAAGGGGCCUGCCGGCAGAUGUUCGACGUCAGGCGCUGUCAACACCACCACUGCCGACCGAAAUUUGCGGAGACGACACGUCUGCAUCUCUCUGCCGGAGAGGAGCCGCAGUGGAUAAGUUCACCGCAGGCGGCUGGAUUGCAGCGGUCGCAUACGGUGGGAGGUCAUGUGCUGGGAGCCUCCCUAAAGACCUGCGCAUAUGACCGAGUGAUUACGAGUGUGCGACAGUGUUUCCUGGAUGCCAAGGCGGUGGGCGGUUGGGAGGACCGUUCACCAGCCAUCUGCUGGACGAUAGACAAACCGGCCACUCAAGUCACCUUCUCCAAGGAAUUUGCUUUUUCUAGCGAAACCUGCAGACUGCGGUAUGAGGAGCAGAAGCGAGGCUUUGAACGACUGCAAGAAAAUGAGGACGAAUAUUUGGAGAUAAAGGAGGGUAAGCAGUUUGGAAAUGUGAUACGUUUGAAAGUCGAACCACGUAAUGAGCACAGCAAACACGCAUAG
Spirometra erinaceieuropaei is the source of this 894-nucleotide messenger RNA. The record is from the annotation of a GenBank genome assembly. Lineage: Eukaryota; Metazoa; Platyhelminthes; Cestoda; Diphyllobothriidea; Diphyllobothriidae.